AUGGGUGAACACGGGGAUAUACAACUCAGAACUUUACACAGUUUAAUCUGGAAAAGAUACUGUGAAAUUAACAGUUACAAAUGUUGGAGCACGAGCGGUAAGUGGAAUCAUCAAUUAUGCUUGGACUUGGACAAUGUUAAAGUUGUAAUUAAGCCUCCAGCUGAUUUAGAUAAUGAUUCUCGGGAUUUAUCAUCUUCUCGGAUAAAGCUAAUAAAUCGUACAGUGUUCU
Molecule: messenger RNA, 229 nt
Organism: Ambispora leptoticha
Lineage: Eukaryota; Fungi; Glomeromycota; Glomeromycetes; Archaeosporales; Ambisporaceae
Source: the annotation of a GenBank genome assembly